AUGAGGGAUUUAGGUAGCAUUAAGUACCCUAUCCUAACCUCUGCCAGUACUCCGCAUCCUCCGACGCCGCCGGCGCAUGCCAGCCCAUUCAAGGUCUGCAUCGUGGGCGCCGGGAUUGGCGGCGCCUCGGCCGCGUAUUUUCUCCGCAAUGCCUCCCGCGCUCUUGAAUUUGCCGUUCAGCCUUCCGUUUCCGAACUGGACAUUCACGUCUUUGAGCGCGCGGGGAGGGUGGGCGGGCGGACGCUGCUGCUGAAGGUGCCGUUGGGGGAAAAUUCAAAGGGGGGGCAGGCGGAGGGGGAUGUGGUGGAGGUGGAAGCUGGGGCGAGCAUUAUCCACGGGAAGAACCUGCACCUGGUGCGACUGGCGGAGCAGCUGGGGCUGGAGACCGCGUCUCCCGCUGACAUGGACUUUGGUAUCUGGGCCGGCCAGUGCAGCAGCAGCAACGGCGGCGGCGGCGGCGGCUCUAACAGCGAGACCAGCGGGUGCAGCGGGGGAGGUUUUGUGUUCCAGGAGUGGAGGCUGGGCGAGGGGGCGGUGAUGCGGUGGGUGGCGGACUUGGUAAACGGCGCGCGCAUGGCAGUGCGCUACUCGCUGGCGGGACUGAUAGCCAUGCGCGCGUUUGUGGGGGACAUGCUUGCGCGGUGGAUGCGCCUGUACGACGAGCGCAGGGAGGGCGGAGAGGCGUUUGAGACGCCUGAGGAGCUGCUGCGGUCGCUGGGACUGCUGGAGUUGACUCGGGUGACGCUGAGUGAUGCUCUGCUGGAGAAGGGGCUGCCAGCCGUGCUCGUUACCGAGCUUGUUACGAUGAUCACUCGAGUGCAGUACGGGCAGAACGCAACAAUUUCAGGGCUGCCCGGAGCAGUGGGGCUGUGUGGGACGGGCAGCGAGCUGUGGAAAGUGCGCGGGGGCAACUGGCGGCUGGCUGAGGGUGCAAUCCGCCUGGCAAACGCAUCGCUGCACCUGCACUCGCGCGUUGCUCGCAUAGCACGGGGCACGGAGGGUGCAGGGGGUGGUUAUGUGCUUCAUAUGGUGGCAAAGGAAGGAAAGCAGGGCAAGGCAGCUGGAGGGGAGCGUAGAGGUGAAGGAGGAGGUGAUGGUGCUGGCGACAGUGUUGCUUCUGGUGGUGCUUCUGAUGGUGCUGAUGCUGCCGAUGGUGGUGGUGAUGACGGGGUGAGCUGUGAUGCUGUGAUUAUCGCAACUCCAAUGGAGCAGAACGGCAUUGCUAUUCUCCCUGCGCCACCAGUCCUGCCUCUGCGCACAUACCAGCACACACACGUGACGUUUGUGCGCGCCACACUCAACCACACCUACUUUGCAGCAACAGACUCACCGUCCCUGCCAGGGCUGAUAGGCACGUUGGAGAGCGAGGAUAUCCCCUUCAGCAGCAUCAGCCGAGUGGCCCCAUGGGCAGCGGAUGGCAGCAGCGUGUUCAAGGUCUUCUCACGGCAGCACCUGUCUGACGACACCCUCGACGUGCUCUUCAGGAAUCGCUCGUUCACAAGGAGCAUUGACUGGCCGGCAUACCCGCACUAUGCGCCGCCCGAUGCCUUUGCACCCUUCCUCCUGGACAGUCACCAUCUGUACUACACGAGCACGUUUGAGAGUGCUGCCAGUGCCCUUGAAACUGCCGCCGUGGCUGCGAAAAACGUUGCUCAGCUGCUGCUGACCCGGCUGCAGAAGCAGCAGCAGAAGCAGGAGUUGCCGCUUGGAAGGGGUGGGAGUGGGGAUGUGGAGUCUAUGGGCCUGACUUCACCUGUGGAAGGUGCGCAAGGGAUGAAGGACGAGCUUUAA
Molecule: messenger RNA, 1791 nt
Organism: Closterium sp. NIES-65
Lineage: Eukaryota; Viridiplantae; Streptophyta; Zygnematophyceae; Desmidiales; Closteriaceae
Source: the annotation of a GenBank genome assembly